AUGAAGUGGCACCCAGAUCGAAAUCCGGAUAACCGUGAUGCAGCUGAGGAGCGUUUCAAGAACAUAGGAGAGGCCUAUCAGACUCUCGGGGAUGAGUCCAAACGCAGACAGUACGAUGCAUUCGACAACGGCUCAUCUCCGUAUGGAGGUGGCGCUGGUACAAAGAGGCCGACUGGUCCUAGCGCGGGAACCUCGGGACCGUUCCCGGGGACCUCUGGACCGUUCCCAGGAAGCAGUGGCUUCGCACGGGGUGGUUUCCCCGACAGUGAGGGCUUCACUCAAGGCAAUGUUUAUUAUAGACAAAUGUCAAUGGAAGAAGCACAGGAACUCUUCAAGAGAGCAAUGGGCAUGGAUUUAGAUGAGCUCUUACGGAGCGCGAUGAGGGAUAGUUUUGCAAACCCAAUGGACUCUGGAUUUUAUCGAACGUCGGGCAAGGCGGAUGCGUCGAGUCGCAGAAGCGGCCAGAAUCCUUUCGCGGGUUCGCCGAAUUCGAGCGGUGGAUUCGGCUCGCUCUUCGGGGAUAUGGGGGGAGACUUUGGAAAUGUGUUCAGAAGACCACCAGCUCCCAAUAAACAUACGCUACGGCAAGGUUUUGAAGUCGCGCGGUUUGGGUUCGACAUGUUCGGUGCGAAGAUGUUAAGAAAGAUGCUCCGUUCACGCGCGAUGAGGCGAGCCCCACAGCUCCUACGUCGUCUAUUUGCCGCCGCUGCUGCAUUGCUGGUCCCCUCCGCCUUCUUUUGGGCAACUUCUUCGAAGAACGAAGGGCCCGCCGCUGUGCACACGUCCACCAAGCAGGAAGUAGUUACUAAGAAUGGCAAGAAGGUCAAUCACUGA
Messenger RNA from Perkinsus marinus ATCC 50983, 834 nucleotides. RefSeq lists its product as hypothetical. Gene Ontology annotation, molecular function: protein folding chaperone; protein-folding chaperone binding. NCBI's taxonomy places the organism in Eukaryota, Perkinsozoa, Perkinsida, Perkinsidae. The coding region runs from base 1 to 834 and encodes 277 amino acids. Gene Ontology annotation, cellular component: cytoplasm; nucleus. The transcript has 8 exons. The record is from RefSeq and is a predicted model, not a curated record.